UUCGGCGGUGGUGGCAAUCGUUAGAGAUGGGGGCCUUAUCUCUACAACAGCUUCACCAUCUCCUGCGACGACCUUCCUCUUCUCUGCUUAUGUUUAAAUCCCUCUGCGUUCCUGCUUCUGCUUUACGCCUCCACCAAUCCAUCACAGUCCAGAGCUUCGUCGCGUCUCUUCCUCCCGUUUCCCCUCCUCGUCAUCGUUUAUUGUGCAGCAACUCUUCCUCCUCUGCUGCUGUCACUUACCUUGGAGUUGGAACCCCCUCUUCUAAUUUACUUUCCGAGGAGGAGUCUUCUAAUAUCUCCACUUCUUCUUCUUCAUCUGAAGUACAACCUGGAGAUGACCCAGAAGGUUUUCCUGUUGAAUUGGAGGAGGCGGCCUAUGCAAGCCAAACCGAACCCAUCAUAGCUCUUGCUAAUGCUGGAAAGCCGCCGACUCUGAGCGUUAAGGAAAAGAAAGAGCUAGCCUCUUACGCUCAUAGCCUCGGAAAGAAGCUCAAAUCCCAACAAAUUGGCAAGUCUGGCGUCACUCCUUCCGUCGCCGCUUCGUUCCUUGAAACCCUCGAGGCCAAUGAGCUCCUUAAGCUUAAAGUGCAUAGUAACUGUCCAGGGGAGCUAGCUGAUGUGGUGAAGCAAUUAGAGGAAGCAACCGGGUCGGUGACUGUAGGGCAGAUUGGUAGGACUGUGAUUCUUUACAGGCCCAGCCUCACCAAGUUGAAAGCAGAGGAGAAGAAGAAACAGGCACAAAAGGUCUUCAUAAGGAAAAGAGCAACACUGAAACCUCCAGAGUCUAAGAGUGCCCAAUUUCGAAGAUUAUCCAACCAUGGUCAUCGUGGAACCAGCCGAAUUUGACUUUGAUCGUUUGUAUGGAUGUCCAAGGCUAGUUUUCGGGGGAAUAUCAAAGAGCGGGUGCUGCCUUUCCAGUCUAUUGUGAUUGAUAGUAAAGGAUAAAGCACCCUCAUUGGUUAAGCCAACACAUGUAUGAACAAAACCAAUAAUUGACUGUAAAGUGAAAAUUUCGGUAUUGGAGCCAACGCAAGCUUUGUGCUGACGGAGGUUGUUGCUUGUUAACACAGCGGUUAAGCAGUGUCAUGUGUUUUAGUUAGUUCACAAAGACGUACAAAAAGUUCCUGAGGUGAUGCUUGGACUGUAACUGUCCUUUGUUAUGAACUCCUGGUUGGGAAGGAGUGAUUGCAUGAAUGCGAGGAAACAUGAAAUUUGAUUGCAAUGCAAUUUAAAAACUUAUCCCAUACCAUC
Messenger RNA from Telopea speciosissima, 1250 nucleotides. RefSeq lists its product as uncharacterized. Lineage: Eukaryota; Viridiplantae; Streptophyta; Magnoliopsida; Proteales; Proteaceae. The coding region runs from base 27 to 845 and encodes 272 amino acids. Gene Ontology annotation, molecular function: RNA binding. Gene Ontology annotation, cellular component: chloroplast. The transcript has 3 exons. The record is from RefSeq and is a predicted model, not a curated record.